Patiria miniata (bat star) is the source of this 2113-nucleotide messenger RNA. Its product is annotated as GTP-binding nuclear protein Ran-like. Gene Ontology annotation, biological process: protein import into nucleus; ribosomal subunit export from nucleus. Gene Ontology annotation, cellular component: nucleus; cytoplasm. Bases 186 to 884 code for a protein of 232 amino acids. Gene Ontology annotation, molecular function: GTPase activity; GTP binding. The record is from RefSeq and is a predicted model, not a curated record. NCBI's taxonomy places the organism in Eukaryota, Metazoa, Echinodermata, Asteroidea, Valvatida, Asterinidae. The transcript has 7 exons.
CGCGCCAUGCCGCGCUCGCACUCGAUCCCUUCGACACCAUCCCUUCAACUAGAACCGCGGGAAAGGAAGUGUCAGCUCUUCGUUUUUACUGCAUUUUUUUCAUCGAAAAAGGUUUGUAUCUUGCCCAUUAGAGCAGUCAGUAUUAUAUUCCUCAGUUCUCUACCCGAAGGGCUAAAAUAUAAACAAUGGCAUUGGCGCAGGAUCCCGCUGCAGCGGUUCAACAAAUAAAACCUGAUGGUCAAGGGCCGGUUCCUCAGGCUACGUUCAAGCUGGUGUUAUGCGGUGAUGGAGGUACUGGAAAAACGACAUUUGUAAAGCGCCAUUUAUCCGGAGAGUUUGAGAAGAAAUAUGUUGCCACCCUUGGAGUCGAAGUUCACCCCUUGAGGUUUAUGACGAACCGAGGUCUCAUCCAGUUUAACGUCUGGGAUACGGCGGGCCAAGAAAAGUUUGGUGGUUUACGCGACGGCUACUACAUUCAAGGUCAGUGCGCCAUCAUCAUGUUCGACGUCACAUCCAGGGUCACGUACAAGAACGUGCAAAACUGGCAUCGAGAUGUGACCAGGGUCUGUGAGAAUAUACCCAUCGUGCUGUGUGGGAACAAGGUUGACAUCAAGGACAGAAAAGUCAAAGCCAAGACCAUCACCUUCCAUCGGAAAAAGAACCUGCAGUAUUAUGACAUCAGCGCCAAGAGUAACUACAACUUUGAGAAGCCCUUCCUGUGGCUGGCUCGUAAGCUGUUAGGAGAUGCUAACCUGAGUUUUGUGGAGAUGCCUGCCUUGCAACCACCGGAGGUUGAAAUUGAUGAGGCUACUCUUAUCCAAUACAACCAAGAUCUAAGGGAAGCUCAAAGGACGGCCCUACCAGAUGACGAUGAAGAAUUGUAAUAUAAAGCCUUCCCCAACAAACAAAAUGUUGUAAACACUGUUUUGUAAAAAUAUUUUGAUUCGGUCAGAAGACAUAUGAUAGAAUAAAAACAUUUAUCAAUUGACUGCCACACAGGUGUUGUAACGGUACCUGUUGUAACACGUAGUGUCAUGGCACAGGAGCAAUUUUUUACUUUUAUGACAGUUGUAAUUUUAGAAGAGUGACUCAAUACAAUCAAAGUCGCACUUAAGAUGUAAAAAAGAAUCAAUGAUGGAUUUGUUCAGUCAUGGCUCAUGCACAACUUGUUUUUGGAAAAGCCAGCCACUAGCUACCGAAGUGUGACGUCAUUUUGAACCAGGAAGUGUAGUGCAAACGAAUGGAGUACGCGCGCGUGUUGGUUCACAGGCUGAAUCACGCGCUAAUGUCUUUUACACGCAUAACUGUGCGCGUGAUGUUUUCACUUCGGUACUCUAUUCUGAGUUGUCGCAAGGUCGACCUGAGCUCAUGUUACCAUUUACGUUCUGCCCCAGACUGGGACCUCGAGUGCUGAAAAACAUGCAAAACUAAAUCAGGCCAACUUGACUCACUCUUUAGCCAGUAAAACUCUCCAAAAUUGUCAUUGGCCAAAGAAAAGAUCUUCAGUAUAUUUCACCAACCAUGUUUGAAGACUCAAUUCAAUUUUUAAAGGAGACUUUUCUUCAAUAUUUUGCACAUGAGCGAGAAGUCGAGUGAUUUCAAAAUGAGGCUAAAGACUAGACGGGUACAUGUCCAACCAUGGACCAACUGUUUGAAAAGACUGACCUCAUUCAUUGUCAUUAGUCUGGUGGAUGACUAUGGAGAAAUGUGUAGAAAAAGAGGCUAGUACCUUACAUCCUAGAUAUUUCUUUUGGCACAGUUGAUUGAUGCAGUACUGAAGGGUUGUCGGACUAGUUGUUUCAGGUGCCAGUCUAUCUUCUUGUACUGCAUGUUUUUAAUAUCUAAAGAUUUGGGACUCUCAUACACAGUAUUGAGAGUCCCAAGUUAUCGGACUAGUUCUGCCCAUGCUUUCAUAACAUCCUACCUCCUUUGCAAAUGUUCAUUAGAGAGCUCCCAUUGUGAUCCAAGCAGAGUCCCCCAUAGUUAAGCAAAAGUCUGAUUCGGAGAGUGCUUAUUGACUGUAUAUUGGGUGGCAUGGGUGGCUUGUGCGUAAAGCGCUCGCCUCUCACCAAGGUGACCACGGUUCGAAUCCUGGCCGCGGAUCGCAUGUGAG